Molecule: messenger RNA, 808 nt
Organism: Drosophila elegans
Lineage: Eukaryota; Metazoa; Arthropoda; Insecta; Diptera; Drosophilidae
Exons: 1
Coding region: 111-743 (210 amino acids)
Source: RefSeq, a predicted model, not a curated record
CCUUCUCAAACCUACAAUGGCAGAGCACUUUUAUCUCAUUCAAUAAUAGCGUACAAAAUUUAAGUUUUGUUUAAAAACAUUGGUUUUUUCCAACUCCAAAUUCUAAAACCAUGAUUAAGGCCAAAUUCUGGGACAUCGGAUAUUUUGUGCUGCUGACAUGGAUGCAUGUGUGCUCAGUUCUACAGCCUGUGGUCGAGGCACAUGCCAAUUUCAAAUCGGUUUACCCUUCAGUGGAUCGUAGUCUAAUGCUCCAAUUAAGCUACACCUAUAGUCCCUGGAUUCUGGUCAAGGCGACGAUGUAUUCGCUGCUGGUAAUGAUCGGUCUUUGGUAUAGUAGGCAACUGCAAACUAAUGACGGGCAGGAAUCGGAGGAAAAAAGGGACAUUCCAAAGGCUCCUGAACCCAAAACAGCCAAUGAGGUGAAAAAUGUGUGGCUCAGUCGAAAUACUCAGGGUUCCGGAACUGAAUUGGGACCAUUUCCGAUGAAGAACUUCCUUCUCUUUGCCAUGCCCUGGUUAUUGACUUUCGUGGCCAGCGGAUUGAUUAACUAUCUUCGCUUUUAUAUGGUGAUUCAGCAUUUUUGCAUUUCCAACUGGAGGGCCAUUCAGCUAUAUGGAGAACUGCAGGUGCUCUUUUUGCAUCGCUUUUUGGCAGUGGCCUGGUUACAAAUAACAAGAGGAGGAGGAGGAGCAUCUAGCCUGCCGGAAAAUUUUAUUAAUUUUGAAACCCAUCUGUUGGACUGAGCAUGGUACUUUGGCUUACGUUUUGUAUUGUUGGAAAAAAUAAAUUAUAUAAGUUAUGGUUCUUU